AUGAGCGACAAGAUUCUCCAGCAAACGGCAGCGGGCGCAGCGGGCGCGUCGGGCACAGCGCCUCCAUGCGAGGUGGUGGUGGUGGAGAGGAGGGUUCCGGGCGCGGCGUAUGGCGGCGGCGCCGAGAGGAGAGCGGAGUAUGGCAGCGGUGCCGAGAGGAUAGCCGAGCACAGCGGCGUGAGGAGAGCGGAGUUUGGCAGUAUGGACAGGACUACACCAGCUGUCGGCCUUCCCUACCAGCCUUACCCACAUCACCGCGCUGUCGAUAGGAACUUCAACAGAUUUUCCAGGUCGGCUUUUCAUUCUGCUCGCGACGGCAUUCGCCAACAUACUGAUUGGUGUCAAUCCAGCGUCAGCCACUCGUCACCCGGUUCAAGUACAUCAUUGCCAGUGAUGAUCCCGUCCAGCCCGCCUAUUACUCCCGGUCCGGAACUGCAAAUCAUCAUAGAGAACACACCGAAUCACGCAGCGAAAAGAAAAGUUCAGCUGAACGACGAGUUACGGCUGUCACUGGUUAAGUUGUGCCUUGCAAAUCAGUCCGAGCAUGUCUAUGGCGGCAAGACGAAUUUUUGGAAACGGAUGUCGCAUCUGCUAGAGCAAAAGACCGGUGUUAACCUCCGCGAUCCCCGGAGUACUGUACACGAUCUCGUUGCAGUGCGUAGGAGAGACAUGGCAAGAGGCGGCAAGGAGUCGGAAACGGUCCAAGGGCUGAGCCAGGCGGUGGAUCAAUGGAUGAAACAUAUCGAUAUCGAACAGCGGAAAAUUGAGGAUACGCAAAAGAGACUUAGGCAGUUGGCGCAGGAGAAAAAGGCUUCUGAUAUCAGGAGACGGAAUCUGGUUUCAACGUUGUCCAUGAAGCGAAGAGCGAGACCGGACGAUGGGGAAUCAGAGGUGGAGAUCAUGAAUGGUGAUGAGUUUUCAGCGGGGAUGAGGGCACAAAGGCUAAAGAGACGGAAGCAGUGUACAGCGGCUGCACCGGGUGCUAGCAGUACUGGGCUUGAUCCCAAUGUGCAGGCAAUUCUGGGAGGUAUGGCAGCGCUGGGUGACAAGAUGAUUCAGGCAAUCGGUAUCACUCAGCAGAUUCAGCAGCGAGAUUCGCAGAUUGAGCAAUUGCGGGCUGGACAAGCUGAGAUGAUGACAAUGCUACGGGAGUUGAGGAAUGAAAGGAAUGAAAGGAAUGAAGGGAAUUUGUAA
Molecule: messenger RNA, 1194 nt
Organism: Tricharina praecox
Lineage: Eukaryota; Fungi; Ascomycota; Pezizomycetes; Pezizales; Pyronemataceae
Exons: 1
Coding region: 1-1194 (397 amino acids)
Source: RefSeq, a predicted model, not a curated record